CAUCGCAUCCACAUCGCAUCCACAUCGCAUCCACAUCGCAUCCGGCGCCAACCCUCGCUGUCCUGUCUGCCGCUACCAGCCGCAUCCUCUGCCAUGGUCUCGAGUGAAUCCCUGUUUUCAGCAAAGGCCCUCAAGGAUGCCGCCCGCAAGGAUCUUGUCCGGCUUCUUGACUCGGUCCAAGGGAAAAAGUCGCUCGUCAUCGAUCCCAGCGUCAGCGGGCCUCUCAGCCUCAUAGCUGAAUUCAGUCUUCUCAAGGAACAUGGCGUCGACAAGAUCUAUCACUUGCAACCCACGCCUGCCGAUACGGGCGAUGCCCGCUGUCUGAUAUACCUCUGUCGGCCAACCCUCCGCAACAUGCAAUGGAUCGCCUCCCAAGUCCAGCAGAACGCAUCAAACGGCAAACGCAUUGAAUACCAGCUCCUGUUCGUACCCCGGCGCUCCGUCAUCUGCGAAAAGCUUCUUGAGGACGAAGGUGUUCUUGGUGAGAUUCAUAUCGGUGAAUACGAGCUCGACAUUGUCCCGCUGGAUGAAGAUGUGCUCUCACUCGAGGUCGAGUCGGCAUUCAAGGAUAUCUAUGUGGACGGCGACACCUCUUGCAUCUACAGCCUCGCCAGGGCACUGAUGAAGCUGCAGUGCAUGUUCGGACUGAUUCCCCGCAUCGUCGGAAAGGGUGCCAAGGCACAGAUGCUCUUUGAUUUGCUAAUGCGGAUGAGACGCCAACUCACUGCUACUGCGGCCUGGAAGAAUGUUCACGAUCCGUUCCCUUCAUACUGCGAAUUCGACUCGGUCCUGAUUCUGGACCGAUCCGUGGACUUGAUCACGCCCAUGUGCACACAACUGACAUAUGAGGGACUCAUUGACGAGAUCUUUGGAAUUCGCACAACCUUUGCCGAGUUCGAUAGCUCUGUUUUACCGUCGACAGCUGCCCCUAGCACUGGCUCGACGUCAGCAGGGCCCAGCAGUUCCGCCUCUGCGCCUCCCGCACAGGCCCCGACAAAACCCCGCAAAGUUCCUCUCAACAGCACCGACAGCAUCUAUCAGCAAUUGCGAGACUCCAACUUUACCAUCGUCAACGGAACCCUCAGUCAGCUUGCCAAGCGGAUCCAUGGAGACUAUGAGGAGCGCCAUAAGGCUCAAACUGUCACCCAGAUCAAAAACUUUAUUGGCAAGCUCGGGACUCUGCAAGUUGAACACCAGUCCUUGCGGCUGCAUAUCAACGUCGCUGAGAGGAUCACCAAAUACACCCAAGAUGUUCAAUUUAACCGGCGCCUUGAUGCCGAGCAGAGCCUCGUUGCCAACCUCUCACAGGGCAUCCAGCUGGAAUACAUCGAAGAGCUGAUCUGCAAGCAAGCGCCGUUAUCCUUCACCAUCCGGCUGUUGUGCCUCUACUCUUUGGUCAAUGGCGGCGUCAAGCCCAAACAUCUUGAUCACCUGCAGCGUGAGAUUGUCCAGACAUAUGGAAUCGAGCAUCUCCUGACCCUGCAGAACUUGGAAAAGGCCGGCCUGCUCACACGCCUCGAGUCUCAAAAGAACGGAUACCCUUCGAUCCGCAAGUCGCUGAGGCUGAUCGUGGACGACGUCGAUGAGCAAUCGCCCAACGACAUAUCGUUUGUGUACUCUGGAUAUGCCCCCAUCAGCAUCCGGCUGGUGCAAGUGGCCACGACCAAGAGCGUCGGUGCCAGCAGCGCCCCAAUCCACACGGCAACGGGCGUCGCCAGCGCCGUGGCUUCUGCAGCCGUCAGCGUGACGAAAAAUGCGGCCGCUGUGGUCACCGGUGCAAGCAGCAUCACCACCACUACCACCUCCACCACCACAGUCACUCCAGCCACUACUAUCAAUGGUAACCCUGCCCCUUCAGGUGGAAGCGGAAGCGCAAAUGGCAGUGGAAGCGGUCCCUCGCAUGCAGUCCCAGGAACUGCGACUGUCGUCAACCAAACGGUUGGAUGGAAGGGCUGCGACGAACUGAUCCGAGCGGUUCCUGGAGCUACCCUGGAGGAAGUGCAGAUUGCAAAGCCUGGACUGCUGCCAGCGAGACUCAAGAGCCAGCAAAAGAUCACCCUGGUCGUCUUUAUCGGUGGAUGCACUUCCACCGAGAUCUCGGCCUUGCGCUUCCUGGCGCGAAACGACCCAGCUGGUCGGGAAUACGUCGUGCUUACCACCCAUGUCCUUAACGGAACCCGGAUGAUCAGCGAACUCAGCGAGAAAGUUGACAGAUCAUAAUCGGCGGUGACGGUCCUGGAUCUUGGCGGGUGGGGGGCAGAGUCAAACAUGAGAGUCAAACAUGAGAGUCAAACAUGAGUGUCAAAC
This is a messenger RNA of Polychytrium aggregatum, 2307 nucleotides long. Its product is annotated as Sec1-like protein. Lineage: Eukaryota; Fungi; Chytridiomycota; Chytridiomycetes; Polychytriales. The coding region runs from base 94 to 2220 and encodes 708 amino acids. The transcript has 13 exons. The record is from RefSeq and is a predicted model, not a curated record. Gene Ontology annotation, cellular component: fungal-type vacuole; CORVET complex. Gene Ontology annotation, biological process: intracellular protein transport; vesicle-mediated transport.